Pelobates cultripes (western spadefoot toad) is the source of this 3095-nucleotide messenger RNA. Lineage: Eukaryota; Metazoa; Chordata; Amphibia; Anura; Pelobatidae. The record is from the annotation of a GenBank genome assembly.
AUGUCCAAGAAGGAUGUGGCGUGUUUCUGGAUCGUACUGUUCCUGUACCAAGAGCUACGGACCGACCCGAUUGCAGAGAUGGGACCAUCCUCCAGCAUCCUGAUUCAAGAGACACCAGGGUUCAUCUUAACAGAGAAGAGGAUCCUGACCCGACGUGUGUUCGUCAGCUUGGACCCCAAGAUUUCCAUCGAGAAGGCAUACAACAUUUCAUCGAUGCAGCUUCCUGAGUUACAGACUUGGUACCAGAUGCACCUCCAAAGAGCACAGGACCGUGUGCGAAACAUCUUGGAGCAAGCCCGGAAACCAUUUGUAUCCAGUUCUAUUCCGAUGAGCAACCGACCCAAAAGGUUCCUCACCGCUAUAAUUGUUGCAUUAGUUUGUGCCACUGUCGGUGCAGUUGUCGCAACUGGAAUGUCUGCAGCCAACUCUAUUACUGUCCAAAAGCUGGAUAUGGAAAUCUAUGCGCUAAAGCAACACAUUAACGAUAUUCAUCAGGUGAUACAACAGCAAAGAACACUUCUCCAAGACGUGUUAACUAUUGUGGAAGACACAGUUGUUACAACAAAUUUGCAUUCGGAAUUAAUUGCCAAAUCCACUGAGUUGCACCAAAGUCAUGACUUAUUUAAGCGUGAACUUCUAUUUCUGCAUGACCCAAUAUUGUUCCACACACUUGCUUUUCUUGACGAAGUGCAAACUGGAAUGAUCGAAUUGGCAGGGGGACGCAUACCUCUGUAUUUUGUAUCCAAGGAUAUUGUUCAUGCGAUGCUUGCCAAUGUGGAUGGAGAGACAAUUGAGCCUAUGCAAUUAAAUCUGGCCUUUGAGAUGGGGAGCGCUAUACCUCUCUUAAUUAAUCCAGAACGUAUGGAGAUUUGCUUUUUAUUGACCAUACCAUAUGUAACUCCCAAAGACAUUUUUCAAAUGAAAACAAUGUACUAUGUAAUAAUGAUAUUAUGGUUGAUUGUACUAAGUGUAAAGUUCAAAACUUUUACAGGUACAAAUAUAUACAAAAAUGUUCAUUCCACGCACGGGCCUAUGUUAGAAAUGAUGUGAUUGCACAAUAUGUCUGAUAACGUCUAUAGUGCUUAUUCAUAAGCUAAAUUAAUUUUGGCUAUGAAAUGCACUAAAGGGGGGUUAUGUCAGAGUAUUUAUAUCGGCAGACAUCUUGUGCUAUGAUAGAAACUAAAAGUGUAUAUUCUGAGUCACUCUGAACAGACCAGACUCCAUUUUGUUAUUUCAAGUUAACAGAAAGACACUAUAUUUCUAUCUGUAAGCUAACCACUUUCCCAGAGCUCAGGAAUGCAUAGUAUAUACAAGCCAAGUGAUAAGGAAGGGGGUUGGACAGACUGUCUAAUGCUAAAAGAAUAUAAUCAAAUCUAAACCCAGACAAUUGUGACAGAGAAGAUUAAAUAAUUUAAUUUUACUGUCUAUAUAUAUAAGGUACCAUUGUAUGGAAAAGGGUAAACUUAGUUCAUGAUCUGUCAUAUCAGAAAUUAUGGCAGGAAUUGCAGACGCUAAGUCUGGACAAAAUUUAAGAAACCCUUUGAAAUUUUAAAUUAUGGCGCUAUAAAGAUAACGCAAAAUGACGUCAAAAUAGCCACCAGGAAAAGUUAACUCUUUCCUGGAUAGGUAUGUUUAGUGGGACAAGACUGCCCUCUACAGACCAAAUAACUAAUUUGCGAUCUGGAAGAUAACCACACCUCUAGUGCUUCUAUUGGGUUAUCAACUGAUGACGUACAGAGAGUCUGGCCCUUUAAAAGUUAAGACAAAGGGAAGAUAUACAAGAGAUAGACGAGACGAAGGAGGCAGAUGCAAGAUAUGCAAAGGAGAGAAAAGAGAGGAAUUGGAAGUUUGGGGACUCCAACCUCCAUGCAGAGACACAUCCAAAUAAAUUCCUGAGACUACCAAUCGGAUGAAAUAUCUACUCAACUGGUAAUUAUACUGGUUUCAUUUAAUUAAAUUAAAUUAAUUAAAAUGUAUUAAUAGCAUUAUAUAUGACUGGAUAAAGCACGGUCAGAUUUCCAUAUUAAGAAAUCUUAGUUAACUAAGAAUAUAUAGUUAUAAAUAUUCCAUUCUGCAGGUGGAAUUAAGAAUAAUUAUAUAUUGAUGUGAUAUUAUCACGUGUUAGCAUACCGCUGUUUUUAUCCAGGUGUAUUGAUUUGCUCUAAAUUAAGAUAGAUAUCUUUUAGACAAAUUAAAAUCUGCUUAUAUAAUAUGUAGAUUCUCUUAUUGGAUGGUUUAAGAAAAUGAAUUUAAACUGGUUUAAAUGUUAUUUUAUUUAAAAUUACAUAAGAAAAGAUCUUAACUACCUAGGAGAUCUAGCCAGCAUUGAAAGGGUUAUUCUAACUGUCUGCUAAACUUUACGACCUUACGCUGCACUCUGAGGAAUUCUGUUCUUCGCUGUGAAAAGUUUCACUUUAAGUCUGUGAAAGAUAGUCAUAAAUAAAGUCUUGACAGAAAAUGCUUUUUAGCCAUUGAAACGUAAUACCCAUUCCUUUGUAUUGCAUACCAUUUUAUACUGAAUAUUCAUUGAUUAUUGUCAUGCAUGUUACAUAAUAUUAUUUGUUAAUUAUUGGUUAUCAUAAAUAAAAUCUAUUUUUAUACAUUGUGAUUAUUUAUAUGAAAUACUUUUCACUUAACACGAUAAACGUUCUUUGGGAUCUGAGAAUUGAAUUAGUGGGCAAUUCUCACUGUUACUAUUAUUAUCCCAUAAAUAUCCCCACAGCUGGCAGGUCUCAACCAUCAUAGCACAUGCCGCUACGGCACGUAAGCAAGCCGGCAUGCCCUGGACCACCGCUGGCAACAAUGUAGAAUAAAAAGCCACAGGCCAAUACCCAGAGCCGUGGAAGGUGUCUGGAUCUGACACCUUCUGACACCUUCCACUGUUGAUCCGCCCUCCGCACAAUAGAGGUGGAACGGCAAUGUAUAAUUUGACAGUCCCGAUGCUGUAGCAGAGCAUAAAGAGUCUUUGAGGGCUGUAAAGGAACGCUCAAGUUCUAGUGUCCACUGUAUGACAUCAGGAUUGCCCUUCAGUGUGCUUUGUCUUAGAAUAUGGUCAUGAUAAGAACAGUCAGGUAUCCACUGGCGACAGUAAGUGA